AUGGAUAAAACAUGGAUGCUGGCAGACAGGAGGUCACUAAGGUUUGAGAUAGGAUUUGAAAAUUUUCUUAAGGUCGCAUCGGAUAAUGCUAAGGACCCUAAUAAUAUACCUUGCCCUUGCUUAAAGUGUUGCAACAAUGGAUUUGGUUCUAUACAGUUCAUUAAGGAUCAUGUCUUUUUUAAUGGUAUAAUGGAAAACUAUGACCGUUGGAAGUGGCACGGAGAAUGUUCUUAUGCCGCCAGACAUGGUUUGAGUGAGGGUUCUGAAACAGUAGAAAUGAAUCCAGAUUUAGGGAUAGAAGUAGAUGAUGUGGGUAAUGAAGAUGAAGAGCUUUCGACAGACUCGAAUGAGUUUAUGCAGUUUGUAGAGGAUGGAGAUAAGCCUCUAUAUCCUGGUUGUACCAAAGCAACCAAGAUGAAUGGUUUGAUAGAAACCUUUAAUCUUAAAGCAAGGUACGGACUGUCUGAUUCAUGCUAUUCAGACAUUUUAAUAUUGUUUGGAACUCUGCUUCCCGAUGGGAAUGAAUUACCUGGGUCUGUUAAAGAGGUCAAAAAAUUUUUGUCCACAUUAGGGAUGGAAUAUGAGAAGACUGAUGCUUGUCUAAAUGACUGCAUCUUGUAUAGAGGCUUGCAUGUUGCUGCUCAAAGAUGUCCAACUUGUACUGCAUCAAGGUGGAAACUAGCAAAGGACAAGUCUGAGAGAGUUGGGGUGUCUGUAAAGACAUUGUGGUAUUUUCCACCAAUCCCAAGGUUUCGAAGGAUGUUCCAAUCGACAUUUUCUGCUAAGCAACUGACUUGGCAUGCGAAGGGCAGAAAGAAGGACGGAAUGAUGAGACAUCCAGCGGAUUCUCCAAUGUGGAAAAUGAUAGACACUAAAUGGCCAGAUUUUGGUAUAGAACCUAGGAACCUUAGACUUGCAUUGUCCUCAGAUGGGUUUAACCCAUUUGGUGCAGCAAACAGUAAGUACUCUUGUUGGCCGGUGAUUUUGGUCACCUAUAACCUUCCUCCAUGGUUAUGCAUGAAGAGGAAGUACAUGAUGUUAACUUUGUUAAUUUCAGGACCUAAGCAGCCUGGAAAUGACAUUGAUGUCUAUCUGCAAAUGAACUGA
Fragaria vesca subsp. vesca is the source of this 1107-nucleotide messenger RNA. RefSeq lists its product as uncharacterized. The coding region runs from base 1 to 1107 and encodes 368 amino acids. NCBI's taxonomy places the organism in Eukaryota, Viridiplantae, Streptophyta, Magnoliopsida, Rosales, Rosaceae. The transcript has a single exon. The record is from RefSeq and is a predicted model, not a curated record.